AUGGACCUUGAUAACAGGUCGAGCCGACUUAACCAAAUAUAUUUUGUAGUGAGAUGUCGGAGCUGGCUUUGAAUAUAGCCACGAUCAUUUUUUCGACUUUUGAUCUGUCAGAAUUUGUUCACUCACACGAGACCGAGCUACAUCUAGCCAUUUCAUCAAGGAACGAUGCUCUGAGAGAUUUUAUCAUUCUAAGGGUACGAUAAGGCUCGAUUGUGAAUGCCUUAGUUAGCAGACAGUGUAGAAGGCGCUUCACACUCUACUACAGAUAUUCCCGACAGGAUACUUGUGGAAAUUGUAAAAGUGGCCUCAAACCAUGACAUUAAGAACGCCUCGGCCGCAGUGAAAUUCUUAAGGACUUUCGGUACCCUUUUUCCUUGCCUAUAAUCUCUACAGCCUUAUCCAGUUCACAUUGUUUGAAGAAACUUCUCGCGAUGGACGUUUUUCGUGAACGCCUUACAGACUCCGCCAACGUCGGCCAAGUUGUCCGGUUUUCCGAGGUUAGUUUUGCUUUGUGUCUAUCUUCGUAGCUUCUAGUGGACAUCGCCUCUUUAGACCCGACCAGUUUAGGCAUACUUGAGGAAGCCAGAUGCCUUGAACCGCUUCUAUCCGUCUUCAGGAAGGAUGACCCACUGCUUCAACUAAAUUGCAUCGCCGUUUUAAAAACGUUGGCUGCUUUUCCGGAGGGCAGAGAUUUCCUACAUUCUAAAGGGAUAGUGGAUGACAUACUUUCCAGUCUUGUGUCUCCCGAAGCCAAUCCGUUUGCCAAUCUCCUUAUGCCGGGUAAAUUUAGUGUUUAAUCUCUUGCAUCUUUUUUCGAUUUAUAAAACCUUGUUUAAAAAUUUCGGUUUUAGCUGUUGGAGUCACUUGAUAAGCUGGCAAGCACUGAUAACCGUAUAAACAAUUGGAUUCGCGUGUAUCACGUUUGCUUUGUUGUUUAGCCGCUAGAAAUUUGCAGACCUCCCUUGACAUUUUUCAUGCGGGUUAUGCUCGUUGACUUCUGAGACGGUCGUACAACUUAAGUGCGCUUACAGAUAUACUCGGGAAAAGUGCGUCGAAAAUUGGUCAAACUUUUUGCUUGUGCCAAGUUAGGCGCGCAAUGCGACUCUAUUCGGAACACCACUUACUUAAUUGCUUUUGUUCAUUUCACCAAGGCUGCUUGCAUUUGGUGGCACUAUUCAGCUGGCAAGUAGUCUUGUGUGACAGUCCAUUUUGCACGGGCUUUUAUUUGAAUUUGUGAAACAACGUCCGAAGCUGUCAGGUAUCGUUCGCAUUCUUACACUUACCCCACCAGACGUCCUGCAUCUCCCGCAGUUGUUGCUGAGCAAGGCUGCGACUGCCUUGUUUGUGUCGGUCCAGCAGUCGAUGUAGACUUUGUGCAGCCCGCUCCUGUUCGCGAACAUGCUGCUGAUAUCUGCGUCUCUGUCAUCGAGCCAGUAUCUGUUUUGAAGACGCGCGCAUCCGAUGACGUCCAAGACAACGGGGUGGGUAGCAUUGCUCUGUCGGUACCACCGAGCCACCACAGUGACGCUUUUUUCUGGAGCUUGCAGGUCUUCAACACGCUGGGUCGGUUGAUUGCUGAAGUUGAAGUUGUGGGCAGACGAAUUCAGCAGAUGGGCAUUUAACUUACCUGAUGGUCAGAUUGAGUUGACAAACUUUUAGCGUCAGUUUGACAUCUGUAGAUGCGAUUAUUAGGACAACAUCUGAUAUUCUAGUGUUUUGGUGACAUAUAAUCAUUGCAAAAGUCUUCGGAGAUAUCUGGCAGUCCUGGUUAUCACGGAAACAAUGCUGGGCAGGAAGACAGAAUACAAUGAAAAAAAUCAGUAUUCUAGCAUCCCAUACCGCCACGCUUAGCUGGUUUUGCAGGGGGGGGUGUGGAUAUUUACGCAACGCCUAUGUACUUUGGGAUCUGAUUUUUAAACAGGUUUCUUAAAUCAGUGUGCAGGAACUAUCCUUCCCUGCUUUGAGUAUUCCGUGAGCCAUAGUGGGCUACAGUAUACGCGGAAAAUGGAAAUUCCUAGCAAAGCGUUGGAGCCUUAAUCAGUGUUCUCAAUGUAGCCUCAAGAGAAAUGUAAAACAUGUUGAUGAAAAGUAUAAGAGAGCGGCCAAAACAACAAACGUUGCUGAUGACAGCCAACGCGCCAUUGACGUCCAAACGCGAGCCCAGUCAUGACUGGAGAUUGCUAACUGCCGAUUCAACUCAGAUCACGCAGUCAACCCAGUGUACGUUUGAGCUGGCAACUGGUGGAGUCAGACUGGGACUCCUCCCUCUUAACGGCAUUCACGCAUGUGAGAUACCAGCGGUUUCGCCCUUGUGUGUGUGUAAUCCUGUGCGUGCGUUUGGGGGCCUGGUCGUGUAUUUGGCGCUCGCGAAGGACUUCUCAACCCUGUUAGCCAAUGCGCUCCCCGCGUCAGACAGCUCACUAGCGCGGGCAGUGGACUGGUGCCUGGAAGUGGGGAGAGAGAAUGAAGUCGAAAAUCUCAGCGCAUAUUCCUUACCACGGACAAUCUGACGCGCCCGAGUCUAUCACGGUGCGCUAAGAGCCGUGGCUUGAAAGGCUGCCAACUGACGAGAUAACACAUACAUCGCAGUCAGCCCAGUGUGCAUUUGUGUGGAGCGGCCGAUCGAUUGAAUGAGUCAGGUUGAAAUGCCUUCUUGGUGAAGCCUCGAUGGCACUUCCACUCAGUGGAUUUCCAUCCGGCUUCGUGGCACGCCUAGGUGCGGGUUUUCGCCGUGUCGGUCACCUGCGCCAUCUCUCGCCGCCGGGUUUCGAAGAGAUGGUUUUGCAGACGUGUUCCCUUUUGGGUCGACUGAAUGCGCGCCUACUCAUGCUUUGUGUCGUAUCACUAAUCGACUUCCCUCAUCUCCCGCUGAAUAGCACUCUCAAGACGCGGGGAUAGUGGGCCGACUUUCCGUCGGCCAUCAACGAUAUUGCCAUUAAGGCGCCUAGGACCUGGAUGUAGUACGCGAAAAACCCUGCACAAUAGAAAAAAUCUAGGCAGCAUCUCAGUUGUUCUACGAAGUCUUGCCAAUAACCAAUCAUCUUCGGAACGGGCAAAUCAGUGGGUCCACCAGCGCUCUCCGUGUGCUUUUCUCGUAGGUACUCCAGUUUUGAAAUUGCGGCUUUUUAAUUUCCUCAGAAAGUAAUCACGUUUGCUCCGCUGUGGCUGAUAGACUUCGACCGAAAUAUUCAUAUCAAAUUUGAGCCUGAGCCCACAAGUCUCAAAUAAACGAAUCUACUUCAAGUUAACGAUCAAUUUCUUGGGAAAUUAGGAAGCUGAAGUGUUGUGUUUCGAUAAACGAGCCCGCUAUUUCGACAGAUUUACCCUCAAAAGCUGCAAAAAUUAGAAUACUAACCAACCGCCUCGCUGUCUUCGGGAUUAGUGGUCGUCUGCUUAAGAUUAGUACUUUAGUCCCUAUGAACAGUCCACGUAUGGUGCGCAUCCGCCUUGAAGGUUCUCUGUACUUAUGGAUGUUGGUCUGUACGGACAUAUGAGGAGCGAAACCAUCGUUACCGAAAAGAGAUCCUCAAAGUGCAAGCAUUCGCUGUACCAACAUUACGAGGAUAUAUUUGUCUACCCAAGAAGGACUGUUGUGGUGGUUUUGACGCGUUUUCAGUUACUCACUUGAUCUGCUUGCUGCAACUGCCACGAUCUCAUCGGAGGCGACGAAAAGGAGGUAAGCUAGAAGCCUGAUUCGGCACUAUCGAUGAAGAGGUAGAACGCGUUCAUGAACCCUGGGUAUUCAGUCGCUGUCAUUGGGAAAAAGGGGCUAGUCCAUCUCCCCAGAUGGCCGUCGUGCAAUAAGUAGUUCCCUACGCGGCGUCCUUCAGGUCGACUUGAACGAGCCCUGUAGCAGCCGUAUCAGUUACAGGCAUGAGCAAGUACUUUGGAAGCGAUUACAAAGUAACGCGCUAGCACGAUAUCGGUCGAUGCCUGUCUUACGGCAAUAAGCUUGUAAGAGCAUUCGGUCAGCCUUAACGUCUUAUGUAUUGCGCAAGCUUGUAAUAAAUCGUCUACUACGAGGCCACCUGGGGUGUGGAAUAAGACUAUGAAUGCCAGACAAUUCAACGAAAGAAACUAACGUUUCCUUCCACCCAUCCAUACCCAUAAUCCACAGUUUCCGCAACCCCACAAGUUUACUUGUUAUAUGCGUCGAAGCAAAGCGGACCGACUAUAAUCUCCCUUAAACCGUUUAAAAUCGGCCUUCAUGUCCGUUAGGGUGAAGAGGGCCGUGCACGCUCGCAUCUUGCAUACCAGUGUACCCAAGUCCUUAUGAAUGCCGUAUUCCUCUGAGGUUCGUGGAGUAGUAGGAACUUCGGUUAGUACGCAUGGGAGCACUACACUAUCCUUUUUCUGGUACUACCUUCAUUACUUGUUUAACCUUAGGGUUCCUCAGCUUCCUUGGGGAAGUCGCUGCAUUUGAACCUGUGAAGUAUCUUGGCCCUGCCGACAGUCCAACGCCGUUCACCUCAUGCAUCGGGGCAUGCACUCGAGACAUCUCUUCGACAAUCUUCCUUACGGCUCUGGAGACAGUCGGAUUCCUGUGCAGAAGUCCAGAAGGGAAGCUGGCCAUUGCGGGCCAUCUAGGUAGGUUUUUGUCUUCGCCUCUUCCAUUUACAGGGCAGCUGAAGCAGGAGCUCUCUCCCACGUCCUACCCACUCUGGGUCGCUUGCUGCAGAACUCCCCAUCAGAGCUGCUUACUCGUGUUCUUAACGUCAUGGCGGAUGUACUGCGCCUUCCCCGUUCGAUGCCGGUUGACGGGGCCGCACCUCUGGCGCAAAUGACGUGGCUCUGGCUCAGCCGAAUUUCGGGCUCUCCGGCACCGGAAGUCUUCAAAAAUGAUGCACUCAAAAUUUUUGAGAGAAUUUGGACACUUGCAAGACAGCCCUUCUACGAUGUUAGACAAGCAGCACUCCUUCUUCUUGAGGCCAUCAUGACGGAAGUGAGUUCACAACCGUGUUUCGAUUUCGGUACCUUUUUCCAGGGUUUAAAUAAUCUCCGUACACUGCCCUUGUCGCACCUCGUUUAGCCUUGGGGAGUCACCCUUCUCAUGGACCAACCUGGCUUCAUUGAAUACUUGCUCAACCGAAGUACGGAGAACAGUUUGGCCUCGGAGGGUAGCAGUCUACUACCAGUGAAAUUUGCCAUCAUUAGUCAGGCCUACAACACUCAAGAGAAGUGGUGUGGGACGUGCCCACAAUGGAGGGAGAUAGACGACGAGACGCUCGCUAGACUCGGGGAAUACGUUAGAUGUGGACCAUGGGGCUCCGUGAGAGCUGAAGCUGCUGUGGCUCUGGAUCAAGGAUAG
Spirometra erinaceieuropaei is the source of this 5308-nucleotide messenger RNA. The record is from the annotation of a GenBank genome assembly. Lineage: Eukaryota; Metazoa; Platyhelminthes; Cestoda; Diphyllobothriidea; Diphyllobothriidae.